AUGCCCGCCAAAUCGCGAUUCACGAGGCUAGACGCCUUUACCAAAACGGUCGAAGAUGCGCGCGUUCGUACAACCUCUGGAGGAAUCGUCACAAUCGUGAGCCUGUUGGUUAUCUUCUGGUUAACGUGGGGCGAAUGGGCCGACUAUAGGAGAGUGACUGUUAGGCCCGAAUUAGUCGUAGACAAGGGACGAGGCGAGCGCAUGGAAAUCGCGUUGAACAUAUCGUUCCCGCGAGUACCAUGCGAACUGAUUACGCUAGACGUCAUGGAUGUCUCUGGAGAACUACAGAUGGGUGUAACACACGGUAUCAACAAGGUUCGAUUGGGCCCGGAGAGAGAGGGUAGCAAGGCCAUUGAAAUCAAGGCCCUAGAUCUGCAUGCCGAUGAAGCCUCCCACCUUGCCCCUGAUUACUGCGGUGAAUGUUUUGGCGCACCCGCCCCUGCCAACGCGAAGAAGCCCGGUUGCUGCAACACCUGCGACGAAGUGCGUGACGCCUAUGCUUCCAUAUCAUGGUCCUUCGGUCGUGGAGAGGGUGUCGAACAAUGCGAGCGGGAGCACUACGCAGAGCAUCUUGACGAGCAGCGCCAGGAAGGAUGCCGUCUCGAAGGUAGCAUCCGUGUCAACAAGGUCGUUGGAAACUUCCAUAUCGCUCCCGGAAAGUCGUUCUCCAACGGCAACAUGCACGUGCAUGAUCUGGAAAACUACUUCAAAGACGAAUAUGCGCAUACUUUCACGCACAAGAUCCACCAGCUCCGAUUCGGUCCUCAGCUGAGCGAUGUAGUUGUUCAGGGUAUACAAGAUAAGCACCGAGGUUCCGGCCCUGGUAGCUGGUCGAAUCACCACAUCAACCCCCUUGACAACACCGAGCAGCAUACUGACGAAAAGGCUUUCAACUUCAUGUACUUUAUCAAGGUUGUCUCGACAGCUUAUCUGCCCCUUGGCUGGGAGGACGCUGCUCCUCGCCUCACCAAGCAUGAUGAACUCCUCGGCUCUACCAUCGAUGCUUCGCACAAGGGUAGCAUUGAGACACAUCAGUACUCUGUAACGAGCCAUAAGCGAAACCUGAAGGGUGGCAAUGAUGAACAGGAUGGACACAAGGAAAGGAUUCACGCUCGUGGUGGUAUUCCAGGUGUCUUCUUCUCUUACGAUAUCUCACCCAUGAAAGUCAUCAACCGCGAAGUCCGUGAAAAGACCUUCUCUGGCUUUCUUGUCGGCCUUUGCGCCGUGAUUGGUGGUACACUUACUGUUGCUGCUGCUGUUGACCGCGCCCUAUACGAGGGUGUGAACAGGAUCAAGAAGAUUCAUUCCCAGUAG
Messenger RNA from Bipolaris zeicola 26-R-13, 1314 nucleotides. RefSeq lists its product as uncharacterized. Gene Ontology annotation, cellular component: Golgi membrane; COPII-coated ER to Golgi transport vesicle; endoplasmic reticulum membrane. The record is from RefSeq and is a predicted model, not a curated record. The transcript has 3 exons. Gene Ontology annotation, biological process: endoplasmic reticulum to Golgi vesicle-mediated transport; retrograde vesicle-mediated transport, Golgi to endoplasmic reticulum. Bases 1 to 1314 code for a protein of 437 amino acids. NCBI's taxonomy places the organism in Eukaryota, Fungi, Ascomycota, Dothideomycetes, Pleosporales, Pleosporaceae.